AUGCAGCAGCAGCAGCAAGUCUUGCUGCUGCUGCUGCUGCUGCUGCUGCGAGGGCCAAGACAGCAGCAGCAGCAGCAGCAAAAAGUAAAGAAACACCAGCAGCAGCAGCAGCAGCAGCAGCAGCAGCAGCAGAAAUACAGAUACCAACAGAAGAAGAGGUGCUGGGGGCUGCACCUUAAGACAGCAGCAGCAGCAGCAGCAAAAAAUAAAGAAACAGCAGCAGCAGCAGCAGCAGCAGAAAUACAGAUACCAACAGAAGAAGAGGUGCUGGGGGCUGCACCUCCUUUGCUGCUGCUGCUGCGGCAGCAGCAGCAGCAGCAAAUGCUGCUGCUUAUAACGAUAGAAAGAGCAGCAGAACUCCUACACUACCAGCAGAAACAUUCAGCAGCAGCAGCAGCAGCAGCAGCAGCAGCAGCAGCAGCAGCAGCAGCAGCAGCAGCAGCAGCAGCAGCAGUAGUAGUAGUGAGGAUAAGAAUAACAGCAGCAGCAAGAAAGAACACGAGAUCGAGAGAGGAAACAAAACAGGAUAAGAAUAACAGCAGCAGCAAGAAAGAACACGAGAUCGAGAGAGGAAACAAAACAGAGAAAAAAGAAACAGCAGCAGAUGCAGCAGCAGCAGCAGCAGCAGCAGCACAAGCCAACGGCCCCAACAGCAGCAACAACAAAACUACCACCACCAGCAGCAGCAGCAGCAGCAGCAGCAGCAGCAGCAGCAGCAGGAGAAAGAAGAAAGAGAGCAGCAAAGAAGUACAGGCUUUAGCCCGUGAAAUAAGAGAAGCAUCAACAGCUUACUUCUGCUGCUUGCUGCAGUCUGCUGCUGGCCAGGAGAUAGUUGAUAGGGUGCUGCUGCUGCUGCAGCAGGAAGCAGAAUAUAGGAGUCGGGGUGCAGCAGCAGCAGCAGCAGGUGCUGCUGCUGAUGCUGCUGCUGCAUCUCGAGUCGCUGCUGCUGCUGCGCCGGGUGGUGCUGCUGCAGCAGCUGCUGCAGCAGCUGCUGCAACGGCUGAUGCAGUUGUUUCUGCAGCAGCAGCAGCAGCAGCAGCAGCAGCUGCUGCUGCUGCUGCUGCUACAGCAGCUGUUCUAUUGCUGCAGCAAGAGAGAAAUCCUUUAGGAUACAAAACCCCACGCCUGCAGCAGCAGCAGCAGCAGCAGCAGCAGCAGCAGCAGCAGCAGCAGCAGCAGCAGCGGCAGCAGCAGCAGCAGCAGCAGCGGCGGCGGCAGCAGCAGCAGCAGGAGCAGCAGAGGUGA
Molecule: messenger RNA, 1245 nt
Organism: Eimeria mitis
Lineage: Eukaryota; Apicomplexa; Conoidasida; Eucoccidiorida; Eimeriidae
Exons: 7
Coding region: 1-1245 (414 amino acids)
Source: RefSeq, a predicted model, not a curated record